AUGCCAAAAGUUGUGAAAUCGAAAUCAAAAGCGAAUUUUUAUUUAAAAGAGUUUCCUAACGAGACAUUUAAAAGUGAUGGAGAAAUCUUAUUCUGUUCAUGCUGUGAAAAGGCAGUAUCAAUAAAUCAUCGAUUUUUAGUUAGUCAACAUAUAUCUACAUCUAAGCACCAACAAAAUAGGGAUCGUAAAAAAAAAUUUCAACAAAAUUUCUUGAAUUCAGAGCCACCUACGUCUUCCAAUAAUUUGUCAGCUUUUAAUACCGAUUUGUGUCUUAUGUCAAUACAAGAGUAUUCUCCGACCAAACCGUAG
This is a messenger RNA of Macrosiphum euphorbiae (potato aphid), 309 nucleotides long. The record is from the annotation of a GenBank genome assembly. NCBI's taxonomy places the organism in Eukaryota, Metazoa, Arthropoda, Insecta, Hemiptera, Aphididae.